Didymosphaeria variabile is the source of this 624-nucleotide messenger RNA. RefSeq lists its product as uncharacterized. Lineage: Eukaryota; Fungi; Ascomycota; Dothideomycetes; Pleosporales; Didymosphaeriaceae. The record is from RefSeq and is a predicted model, not a curated record. Bases 1 to 624 code for a protein of 207 amino acids. The transcript has a single exon. Gene Ontology annotation, cellular component: membrane; cytoplasm.
AUGCCGCCACCGCCCAUGCUCUCAGCCUGUGUGCUCUCACUUACAAUUGGUUGUGCAUCGAAUGUCGCCGCUCAGAGACUGAAGGCAUACAUGGAAGAUGUGCCCUUCGUCUUCGACUACACGCUCUUCUACCAGCUCACCGCAAUGGGCUUAAUCACGACGCCGAUCAACUACUACUGGCAAAAGUGGUUGGAAUACAUGUUCCCUGGCGAGAAGCUAGUUAAGCGGAGGCGCACUCCAUCGAGCGACGACGUAGAGAAAGGCGCCUUCAUGAGAGACGACGGCGAGGACAAGCGGGCGAUAGACGAAGAAGUCUACGUGCGCAGCUGGGGCAACGUGGUCAAGAAGACCAUCGCUGAUUCAAUGACGGGCGGUGCCUUGCUCAACACAACCAUGUUUCUUGUAUUGCUCGGGCUCAUGCAGGGCAAGACCGCAGCACAGAUUGGCAAAGACAUCCGCGAGGAAGAGCUGACCAUCAUAUGGAACUCGUACAAGAUCUGGCCGCUUGCCAACAUGGUCAGCUUCGCUUAUGUGCCCGUCGAGCGCCGAAUUGUCUUUCUCAGCUUCUUCGGCUUACUCUGGAGUAUCUACAUGACAUUGGUUGCUUCGCGACUCUCAGCAUAA